AUGUCAGACUUUAUCAAAUGCCUUUAUAAUAGCAAGUGUAAUAAUCUUACACUUUCUAAAAAAGCGAUUGAUAAAUUUGCUGCACUUUUUGGUGAGAUGAACAAUGAGAUCACUAAUGGAACUAUUGUCAAGAAACCCGUAUUGCCGGUUAUUAAGAAACCUCCAUUCCUCAAAAUAUUUCUUAAGUUGAUAAUUAUUCAGCGUUUGCAUGACAUUAGAAUGAUAAGUGAGGUUGAAACCAAAUUGCAGAUGCUCGAGACUCAAAACAUCAACUUUGAGAAGGUUCAAUCCCAGAUCGAACGUCUUGACGAAGAAGAACUAACAAGUGGUAAGAGAGAUGCUUUCGAAGAGACGUAUUACACUCUACGUUCAGAUAUACUCUCAACAUCAUCGAAGCAAAAUCACAUCGCAGUUCUACAUCAGCCAACACAUCACAAUCGCAUCAACGAUCACAACAGUCGCAGUCGCAUCACCUCGCCAAAUCAAGAACUCAAGAAUCAUUGUUCAAGAACUCGUCCUUGCUUACAACCAAUCCACCUUCAACGUCACCUUGUGUCUUUUCUCACCAAGGAGUUGAAAUUAUGCCUUAAUUGCCUACGAGGACGUCACACAGUACAACAUUGCAACUCGGCAAAUAAAUGUCAAAAAUGUGGUGACAGUCAUCAUACCUUGCUGCAUCGUGAGCGCAUCGCACCUGCAAUUCCUCAGACUCCUGCACCAUCAGCAACAGAUUCCCAAGAAAUUGCUAAUCCUAAUCCUAAUCCAUUACCUUCGUCUUCAUCUACCUCUUUACAGGCAAGCCAUGCUGUUAACACCAAUCGAGAUGCUGGGUACGUAUUACUUGCUACCGCACUGGUUAAUCUUUCCAAUGGAGGAGGUACAUCUUUAAUUGGUCGAACACUACUUGAUUCAUGCUCCCAACUUAACUUCAUCACUGAGCAUAUUGCACAACACCUCAAGUUGAGUCGCAGUCGCACAUACCUAGACGUCAGUGGAAUUGGACAAGUUAGCACUAUCGCUUAUCAAAGGGCACAAUUAUGCGUUUCAUCGUUAAAUAAUUCCUUUAAGAUAUACUUAGAUGUAAUAAUUCUUCCAGAAAUCACUUCACCUCAACCAAGUCGUCAUAUAAACAUCAAAAACUGGAAGAUUCCCUCCAAUACUCGGCUAUCUGAUCCUCGAUUCAAUCAACCUGGUGCUAUUGACUGUCUUAUCGGCGCAGGGAUUUACUUUGAUCUUCUUCAAGUAGGUCAGAUCAAAUUAGGAGAAAAUCUACCAAGCCUACAAAAAACAUCACUCGGAUGGAUUGUGGGUGGCACAAUAAGGAAUGAUCAAGAAUACACACCUUUGUUGGACAUCGCACCAGUUGGACCAAAAUCAUCUAGCAUCAACUACACUUGUUUCACCACCACUACUUCUCCGUCUAUUGAAGAACUACUACAACAGUUUUGGACCAUCGAAAACAAUCACACAUCAACAAAGAAACUCUCAAUAGAAGAAGAGGAAUGUGAGACAUUCUUCAAAUCAACAACCACUCGCUGCCCAUUGACCAACAAGUUCAUCGUUCAAUUACCAUUUCGUGAGGAUCGCACAUCGCUCGGGAGUUCAUAUGAAAUAGCAAAGAAGCGGUUAGUAUCAAUUGAACACAAAAUAUAUCGUUCUCUACCAUUACAGAGAGAUUAUUGCCACUUCAUUGACGAGUAUGCACGAUUAGAUCACAUGUGCAAAUUAGAUGCAGCAAAGGCUAUUCAAGAUAACGUCAACUACAUUCCUCAUCAUUGUGUCUUGAAGCCUGAUAGUUCAACAACCAAAUUGCGCGUUGUCUUCGACGCAUCAUGCAAAACAUCAUCAGGCAAAUCCAUGAAUGACAUUCUGAAGGUCGGUCCAACUCUUCAAGAUGACAUCUUCACCAUCCUCGUUCGUUUUCGCACCCAUCGUUUUGUAUUAAUGGCAGAUAUAACACAAAUGUAUCGACAAAUUCUGGUAAGUCCUAAGGAUACUAACACACAAUGCAUUUUGUGGCGCAACUACAAAACGAAGGCAAUCGAAAGCUAUAUGCUGAAAACAGUCACCUAUGGUACAAGUUGUGCCCCAUACUUAGCAGUGAGAUGUCUUCGAUUACUGGCAGAAGAAGGUGCACAACAGUUUCCAAUUGGUUCGCAAUCACAUUGCGUGACUUCUACGUAG
Molecule: messenger RNA, 2184 nt
Organism: Eupeodes corollae
Lineage: Eukaryota; Metazoa; Arthropoda; Insecta; Diptera; Syrphidae
Exons: 3
Coding region: 1-2184 (727 amino acids)
Source: RefSeq, a predicted model, not a curated record